This is a messenger RNA of Sugiyamaella lignohabitans, 1824 nucleotides long. It is a transcript of the gene TOD6, whose product is annotated as Tod6p. The coding region runs from base 1 to 1824 and encodes 607 amino acids. NCBI's taxonomy places the organism in Eukaryota, Fungi, Ascomycota, Dipodascomycetes, Dipodascales, Trichomonascaceae. The record is from RefSeq and is a predicted model, not a curated record. The transcript has a single exon.
AUGUCGUCCCAGCCGCAUCAUGCACAUGCCCCCCAUGCUUCUAUUACUAGUGGUACUACCCCGGGUGCUUUAACUACUAAUACUAGUGGUUCUGCUGCUGGGUCUGCUGGUUCUGCUACUGCAACUGCUACUGCUACUACUCCUGGUAAUUCUAGUUCCAGUUCUAUUAGUACUAAUACUAGUACAACCCAUUCUUCUGGCAAUACUGGUACUCCUACUUCUACUGUUACUGCUACUUCAACUGUUACUACUAAUAGUGGUUCUAGUUCAGGUGUUAGUGGUACUCAUUCCUACUCUCAACAUCACCCCCAAUCUCUGCCUCAACCCCCGCUUAGCCACUCGCAAUCGCAACUACUACCUCAAGUUCACCCCCAACUUCAACAUCAUCACUCUUAUGAACACUCGCAACAACCUCACAUUGCUACCAGUCCAUACCAUCAGCAAAUGACUGCUCCUCAGACUUAUCACCAACAGCAUCAGCAGCUUCAGCAGCAUCCACUACCACACCACCAGCUCCAACAACACCCUCACCCCCACCAGCAUCAUCAACAUCCUCAACAUCCUCAACAUCCUCAACAUCCACAGCUUCAACAACAUCACCAUCAACAACAGCAACAUCAUCUUCACCAUCCUUAUGGUGCAGCUGUCAGUCACAAUACUGAUCCUUCACUUGGUGUUGGCGGUCCUAUUCAUUCACAUGGUCAACAUCAUGGUCACGCUGGCCACCAUGGUCAAGUCACUCCUAUUUACAGUCCGCAGGGUGAAGGUCGUCGUAAGACCCCCAGUUCGUGGGACCCUCAUGACGAUUUGCUAUUGCGUCAUUUGAAAGAACAGUUGAAACUCGGUUGGAAGGAGAUUGCCGCUUAUUUCCCUAACAGAACCACCAAUGCUUGUCAAUUCCGUUGGCGUCGUUUGGUAUCAGGAACUUUAAGAUCAUCGACUGGUGGUGUUGCUACUCCUAAUGGAGGUGGUCCUUUAUCUCCUGGUGGCAGUACCAGCCCUACUCAUUCUGAUAAUGGCAUGCCUGAUGCUUCAUCUGAUCUCAAUCGAAGAAGCUCGUCUAUCAGUAGUACUCUAUCCAACCCUACAAAUGCAUUACAAACAUAUCAAGCUUCUUACGAGCAACAGCAGUUACAACACCCUCAUAUCCAUGGACAUCAUCACUCACAACCCACUUUGCCAUCAUUUCAGUACAGACAGCCUUCUCAAGGCCAAGUCAAUGCUGCUCCUGCUCAAAUCACCAGUUCGACUCAAUCUUCUGUAAACUGGACGAAAGAACAAGACGACCUUGUCCGUUCAAGACAGGACUUGCGUCCUGAUGAGCUCAGUCUGUUGUUGGGUGUUUCUGAACAAGACAUUAAAACCCGUUUGAGCCAACUCGACAUUAAAUCGACUACCCCUACCACCACUGGCACCACCACUCCAUCCAGUGUCACUGCUGCUGACUCGGUUGUAGCUAAGUCCCUGGCCAAUUACCAACUGUCGACCCCCACUUCCGAGCCCAUCAGCGAGCAUCCUGAUAAUGUCACUAUUGUCGAGCAUGAUAUUGAUGGUGAUAGCGGUGCUGAAGACGGAGUCCCCCGAACCCUUGUCGGUCGUAACAGAUCUGGUUCACACCCUCGACCAUUGUUACCUCGUAAGAUGUCGGGAUCUCAUUUCAACAGUCUCAAGCUUCCUGUUCCUAUUCUGCAACGACCACCUUCAUUCUCUGAAGCUAGUCCUGCUGCCUCUUCCACCGCCCCUGCCAACCCAAGCUCUGCUGCUACUCCCACCCCCACGACCCCCGUGACCCCUGCCGGCAGCUACUUCACGGCCCAAUCAUAA